Fusarium keratoplasticum is the source of this 900-nucleotide messenger RNA. RefSeq lists its product as uncharacterized. The transcript is spliced from 4 exons. Lineage: Eukaryota; Fungi; Ascomycota; Sordariomycetes; Hypocreales; Nectriaceae. The coding region runs from base 1 to 900 and encodes 299 amino acids. The record is from RefSeq and is a predicted model, not a curated record.
AUGAGCAACAAUAUGGAUGAAUCAAAGUCGAAUGACGUUCAGCCGCUGGCACCCUCAGACAGGCCCCCUUGGUUGAUACAUGUCGAGGGCAGAAUAGCCGAGGAAAAUGAACAACUUGACUCUGGCGCCAUUUACUUUGAGAUCAUCCAAGAUUUGCUCCUUGCAUCCGACAGCGACGACACCGCAGUCACCAAGGCCAUCAAACGGUUCAACGAACAUUACGUUGCUGGCUUCGCGGGAGAAGACUGUGGAGAAGACAGCCGCCCGAUAGGCAAAGUCCCCUUCACGGACAUCAGACACGACAGGCUUGCCAAUUUCUUGAUUGGUAUCAAGCGCGAUGCAGCAGAUGAGUUCGGCAAGGAGGACCCUCAAUUCGUUUAUUUCGGAUGGGGGCUUGAGGUUGCUGCUGCCGAGGAUUGGAAUAGCAGUCAUGCCAAGGGAGUUACUAGAGACAACGAAUUCCGGACUGCAAGCCAGGCCUCCCAUUCAUGGGUCAACAAAUCAGCUCUGCUGGCGAAGCUCUUCAGCGCUGAGCUUUUGGAUGCGGACGGGACCCGUUGGAUUUCCGGGGAUUUUGAAAGUGCUUUCGAAACACGUACUUCCGGAGACUUGGCAACCAAUAUUGGUCGAAAAGCCCAAGUGGUUGCCCAGGCUAACUACAUCCUGAUUGCAGGAGAUGCCUACAUCAAGGAAGUGAAACAGCCUUUAAAAAGGUACCGCGUUGAGGUGACGCCAGCAAGGUGGAAGCUCUGGGCCUCGAAGCUACAGGAGGUUGCGGAUGCAGCAAGCAUAGAUGCAGAAUGGGAUCUCAGGAACAGGGCUCAGAAGGCUUAUGGGAAGAUGGUUGAAUUAUAUCCGGAGGCAUUUAAGACAGAGGAGCCGCAGGUGGACAAGAGUUGA